AUGGCAGAAAGUAUCCCUUUAGAAGAGUACUCGCGACAGUUAGAACAUGCUACGGCUAUAGUAAAUAGUAAAAUCAAGGGUACGCCCUCUCAAGAUUCGCGGGUGAUGAUUAUAUGUGGUUCGGGAUUAGGAGGUAUUGCUAGUACCUUGGAUGCCAAUACAAUAAUUGAAAUCCCAUAUUCGGAUAUACCUGGUUUUAAGAUAUCCACGGUUCAAGGACAUGCGGGGAAAUUGGUUUUUGGGUUAAUGGGCACGAAUAAGGUGCCAGUAAUGUGCAUGGUUGGACGUUUGCACUUUUACGAAGGAUACAGUUUCCAAGAAACCACAUUUCCUGUUAGAGUAGCUUGUAAAUUGGGUAUAUCCAUAGUCAUUGUGACCAAUGCCGCGGGUGGUAUAAAUCCAAGCUACAAUGCCGGUGAAUUGAUGUUGAUUGAAGAUCAUGUAAAUUUACCAGGAUUAGCAGGAUGGCAUCCUUUACGCGGUCCAAAUUUAGACAACUUUGGACCUCGUUUUUUACCACUCUCAGAUGCAUAUGACCACUCGUUGAGAAGUUUAUUUGUUGAAACUGCACAAAGAGAAUUGGGCUUGACUAGGAAAAUUAAUGAAGGCACUUAUUUUUUUGCCGCGGGGCCAACUUUUGAAAGUAGGGCAGAAGUUAGGGCUAUUAGAGCAUUGGGGGGUGAUGCCGUUGGGAUGUCAACAGUUCCUGAAGUUAUUGUAGCUCGCCAUUGUGGGAUGAAGGUGCUUGCAUUAUCACUAAUUACAAAUGACGCAGUUGGAGAAAAACCUCCUAGUGCGUUUAGUAAAAAUCCAAAAGCUUUAGAGGAUGGAAUCGCCAGUCAUGCCGAAGUUUUAAAGACUGCAGAUGAGGCUUCCGAGGAUGUCAAGAAGAUUAUAGAGGCGGUUGUUAAUCAUUUAUAA
This is a messenger RNA of Lodderomyces oxycetoniae, 921 nucleotides long. RefSeq names its product purine-nucleoside phosphorylase (gene PNP1). Gene Ontology annotation, cellular component: cytoplasm. Bases 1 to 921 code for a protein of 306 amino acids. The record is from RefSeq and is a predicted model, not a curated record. Gene Ontology annotation, molecular function: purine-nucleoside phosphorylase activity. NCBI's taxonomy places the organism in Eukaryota, Fungi, Ascomycota, Pichiomycetes, Serinales, Debaryomycetaceae. Gene Ontology annotation, biological process: nucleoside metabolic process. The transcript has a single exon.